AUGGAGUUCAUGGAUUAUGCAAUCUAUAUGCUUUUUUCAUUGUUCUUUUUCAUAUGCAUUUACGUCGCCACGAUCCGAUCACAUCGUCGUGUCGGUAUCAAUCGUCGGCUUCCGCCUGGACCUAAUGUUUUUUCGUUCAUGAAAAGCAUCAUAAAACUCGGAAACAAACCGCACGAAUCUUGUGCUGUGUUUUCAAAACGUUACGGGCCUUUAAUGACACUUAAACUAGGAACCAAAACAACCAUAGUCGCCUCAUCUCCAGAUAUCGUCAAGGAAUUCAUUUACACAAAAGACAGAUCUUUCUCUGGUAGGCCGGUUCCAGAUAUAAGUCGUGUGGCGGACCAUUAUAAAUCCUCCUUGGUCUUGCUACCAACGGGUGAUAAAUGGGCGAAACUGCGGAGAAUGACUAAAGAAUAUGUGUUCUCAGUGCAACGUCUAGAAGUUAGUGAGAUCGUGCGUAUGGAGAAGGUACAAGAACUUAUUGACCAUGUUAAUCAAUGUUGUACCGAUAGAAAACUAGUGCAAAUCGGUGAUAUUGUAUUUACGACAAUUCUUAACAUUCUCUCUAAUAUCUUCUUCUCUAUGGAUUUGGCUCGAUAUGAUUCCGUCUCAUCUCAAGAAUUCAAGGACAUGAUGGGGGCAUUUAUGGGAAUUUGUGAAAAACCGAGCAUAGUUGACUAUUUUCCGAUUCUCAGAGCAUUGGAUCCACAAGGCUUAGUGCGACGUGGAAAAGUUUAUUUCAACAAGUUAUUGACGUUUUCUGAUAAGAUCAUUGACCAACGCUUGCAAACUAGAUUAAAUUCAUCAUCGUACAAUGUUACGGCCUCAAGCAACGACGUUUUGGACUUGCUUCUCAACAACCUCGAUCAGAAAGACGAAUGUGAAUUUAAUCGAAGUGACAUCAUACAUUUGUUUUUGGAUUUAUUCUUUGCGGGAACUGAGACAACAUCAAGUGCGUUGGAAUGGGCAAUGGCUGAGCUUAUUCAUAACCCAGAGAAAAUGACGAGAGCUCGAGUAGAAGUCUCUGAGAUCCUAAAAAACGACAACAGAAAUCUUAAGGAAUCAGACAUCUCUAGGCUUCCUUAUCUUAGCGCCAUUAUAAAAGAAACUCUUCGAUUAUAUCCUCCUCUCGCCUUUCUAGGCCCUCGCAAAGCAAUACAUGACGUAGCAGUCCAAGGCUUCAUCAUGCCCAAAAAUGCAGAAAUCCUAUGUAAUGUUUGGGCGAUGGGCCGAGACCCAGACAUUUGGUCAGAUCCCAAAGUUUUCAAGCCCGAGAGGUUUUUGAAUGUUAACAUCGACUACAAAGGUCAAGACUUCGAGUUCAUCCCAUUUGGUUCUGGAAGGAGAAUUUGUCCGGGAUUGAAUAUUGCACAUAAAAUGCUACAUAUAAUAUUGGGAUCGUUGAUUUACAUGUUUGAUUGGAAGCUUGCAGGAAAUACGAGCGCACAAGAUAUGGAUAUGGAGGGGAAGAUUGGAAUCACAUUGCAGAAAAAAGUACCGCUCAUGGCCAUUCCAAUCCGAUUAUGA
Molecule: messenger RNA, 1527 nt
Organism: Cynara cardunculus var. scolymus (artichoke)
Lineage: Eukaryota; Viridiplantae; Streptophyta; Magnoliopsida; Asterales; Asteraceae
Product: cytochrome P450 76AD1-like
Exons: 2
Coding region: 1-1527 (508 amino acids)
Molecular function (GO): oxidoreductase activity, acting on paired donors, with incorporation or reduction of molecular oxygen; monooxygenase activity; iron ion binding
Source: RefSeq, a predicted model, not a curated record